CGAUUGGAGGCGCGCACCCCAAGCCCAGAUGUCUGAGCGGCGAUUGGUCGCCGAGGCCGGCCAUGUCUCGUGGCAACCGCCCGUCGUUUAAAAGUUGAUUCCACUUUCUUCUCUAUCUCGCUCGGGAGCAGAGUACACUGCGCCACACACUCAGGUAAAAAGAUGGCUGCCAUAUACGUCACGGCCGUGCUAGCGUCUGUGCUCGUGCUAUGCACGUGCGAUCAAAAACUUUACCGUCACCUCCGAAGUGACAUUCGACAUCGAGGUGAAGAACUGGAACGGUCAGGGCGACGACAUCUCCGACAAACUCGUCAUCGGCUUGUUUGGCGACACCACACCUGUCACCUCCUUAAACUUCAAGACUCUGUGCAGCGGGUGGACACGAGAGGAUACCAAGCUGUCGUACAAGAACACUUUCUGCCACCGCUUGGUGAAGGACAUGCUCAUGCAGUGCGGAGACAUCACAACAGGCGACGGAACUGGCUCAAUCAGUAUCUAUGGAAACCGAUUCAACGACGAGAACUUCGUCAUCAGUCAUCGCAGCGGCGGCAUCGUCUCGAUGGCCAACCAUGGCAGGGACACCAACGGUUCACAGUUCUUCAUCACCUUUGGGCCAUCGCGGUUCCUGAACGACAAACACGUAGCAUUCGGAAAGGUCAUCAAAGGAUUUAACAUCAUCAGAGCCCUCAACAGAAUGGGUGGAGCGUCCAACUCGGACAGUCCCAAGCGGCCCAUCCGCAUCUCCGACUGCUCUGUAGAAGAUGUCAAAAAAUACGAACUGACCGCCAAGGACAUGGAGAAAGACGAUCUGGAAGAGGGAAAGUAGACGAAGAGCGUUUGGUAGCUGUAGUCAUGUGAAUUAAUGCACCUUGUGGCAUGAGAGUAGUUGAUGUCUUUAUACCAAACCAUUUAAUACGUUUUGAAUGAUCUUUUCUCCUUGUUCGCAUGUGUACUUUCCCCGUCUGCACAAAUAAUUUAAUUAAAGCUUUUUUUAAUAUAAUUUAUGGUAAAGUAUGCCCUGGUUGUCUAAGCUGGCAUCUCUAAUUGUAGUGAAUUGUCUGAAACAAAAUAGGAGAGUAUUAAAGCCUCAAUUUUGAUCCUUAAAUUAGUGAUGUCUAGUUUCUCUCGUUAAAAAUUAUUUUUAAAAAAAGCUUAGAAAACUGUAUAGGUAUCUAAAGAAUUUUUAAUAUUGUUUUCAUACUUUUAUUAUCACUAAACAACAUUACAACUUUUCAAACUAUUCACACAGAGUUUUCAGUUUACAUGAUGUUGCCUGUUCCAUCAGAUUGUUCCAUCACAUCAAAGAUUAAUAAAAUCCUGCAUGUGUGUUUCUGAAAGAGUUCUUGUGUGAAGUUUUACAUCAAAUGUUUGAACAAGUAGCAUAUCUGGUGAUUGAAAAAAUGGCUAAAAAACUAAACUAGGUGUUUGUAUUGUGUAUAUUCUAUUCACUGUGGGAGUUUGACCCAGGUAAAGACCGCGGCAACUUUGUACUUAAAUGUCAGCCAAAAGAUUCAGAAGUAAAACAAGAGCCAUUUCUAAAAAAUUCUAGAUGUUUAAUGUUACAUGUUGUCUUUCUAAUGUACGACUAUAAAACUUUUAGAAAAAUGGCCUCUGCAGGUUUGUCCGCGGUUUUACAGGUUAAUUUUUCAACGGGUGGUCACUUAGGGAAUAUCUAUUAUAGGACAUUUACUUUCUUGUUGUAUUGAUGGUUGUCUUUAUAUGUUUUUUAUAAUUGUUCGGCUAUGUAUUUUAGUUUCAAAUAAAAAAUACAAUGAUAAUACACGUGCACACACACACAGUGUUUUAAAGGGUUUCAUUUUGUGGCAUCCAUACCUGUCGUUUACUCGUCUACAGCAUCACCCGGAUUAAACUAGAUUGCACCCCAUUUUUAGGCGGGUGACCAACAGUCCAUAAUUAUCACAUCCUGCAAAUCAGACCAUUGUUCAUUUUUCCACGUUUCAAAACAACUUUGUAAAAUGUCCGAGGGAAGACAGACAUGAACGAGUGUCGAAUGUGUUUAAAGGAAAAUGUUGUAGCUCGUGUGGUGGACUGAACUCUGAACUCUGAACACUGCAGUGAGGCCAUCUUGCAACAAAGUGUUUGUAUGUUUUGUUGUUACAACAUGAUGAUCUGACUCUCAAAUGAUCUGUAUGUACACGGCCAUAAGAUCGGUGAUGUGAUGCUCUGUAUGAUUAUAACAUUGAUAAGUGUUCUGAAAAUGACUUGUCAUAAUUUCGAGAACAUUCAGCAGCAAACAAUGUUUGUAUCAGAUUUGUCAUCUUACCUGUCUGAGUGACGUAUUCACAAUUAAAGAAUGUUCACUUUU
Molecule: messenger RNA, 2326 nt
Organism: Pomacea canaliculata
Lineage: Eukaryota; Metazoa; Mollusca; Gastropoda; Architaenioglossa; Ampullariidae
Product: peptidyl-prolyl cis-trans isomerase B-like
Exons: 5
Coding region: 440-826 (128 amino acids)
Biological process (GO): protein peptidyl-prolyl isomerization
Cellular component (GO): intracellular membrane-bounded organelle
Molecular function (GO): peptidyl-prolyl cis-trans isomerase activity
Source: RefSeq, a predicted model, not a curated record